UUAAAUGAAUUAUAAAAAUGAAGUGCCACAGAACGUGCCUUUUAGUAAUAUUGUUUUUCUUCGCCUGUAGCCAAAGAUUGGCGGUGGCUACUGAAGAUGAAGACAGUUGGAUUGAUCCAGAUGCUUGGGGACGGGAGGAACAUCUACAAAAUCCCAACCGAAACACAAAUAGUGUGCAAACCCUUGAUACCGAGUCAAAUUCCCAUUGUAACAGGAAUAAUGCCGACAGUCCUGGUGAAGAUGCUGUUGCUUUGGUGUAUUAUAAAAAGCUCAUUGCGCAUUUGUUUAAUAGUAACUCUUUUAAGUAUAAUGAUUUAAACGGAGAAUAUACCCGUGCUCUCAUCUUUACCGUUUUGCCAGUCCAAUUAGAACAACUAAAAAAACUAAAUGAUCCUCGAGAUUUAGAUGCAGUUGUAACAGAAAUUCUUUCUAAAGCGAAAAGUCCCACUGAAGCUGAUUACUAUUCUCAACAAAACAGUAAAAAGAAAAUAGGCAUUCCUGGCCUUAUUUGGGACAUCAUCAAGGACUUUUUCCAGUUACUAAAACACUCCGAGGUACAAUUUUUGCUUGGGACAAUUAGUAUUCUACUGAUUGGGUGGUACUGGCAUCGGAAAUAUAAAAUCAGCAUCUUUGUUUUGAUUAUAGGCGCUGUGUUGUGUUUUGGUUAUUUCCAUACAUACAUAGAAUGUAAUCGGAAAAUAGAAGCGGAACGUUUAUUGGAAGUGCUUGCACAUCAAGAGCAGUUAAAUACUGAGCCAAGGUGGUACACCCCAAUCGUCAAUCUAUUUUCUUCUAGUGAACAAGAUUCGAAGCGAGCGAAAUUUGAAUAUUUAAAAAAAGCCAGUCGCAUAAAUCUGAACUUUUGCCGUCCGGAUCAUGUUUUUCUAUUGUAUGCCAAUGAUUUGUUCUUGAAGCAGCUAACGUUUUUGAUAGACGAGACCACUGAAGCAAUCCAAACACUUAGAAGCAACCUAAGCUUUCCCUUCAAUUACCUCGCCGUUGUACUUUUGGUAAUGCUAAUUGGGUACAUUGUAAAGUAUACUUUUAAAUACAUAUUAAGUCCACGUGCUUGGGCAGACAUUUGGUAUGCACACCAGAGUGGUCAUAAUGCGCCUCAACAUGACGCUCUUUCGGGUAGAACAGGUACGACACAUCGUGAAGAUUGUUUAUCAGGAGAAAAUUUAAGUAUGCUUUUGAAUGCCAUUAGCGGUGGCAGCACGUCGUCGGCGCAAAUUACGAUUACCCAUACAACAACUGCAGCGGCUUUGACGCAAGCAAAAGGGGUGCCAUCUGGCGUACAAGAAAUACUGACACCAAUAGACAACGAUGGUGCUGAUACAGAAUGCGACACUUCUAUGUCUGAGCCUUCAGAGUCGGAGUCGAAGCUGAGUGUUCCACAGGAGGAAUUGAAAGACAGCGAAAAUAAAAGCGAUAACAAAAAUGAAGCUUCAAAAGAGUACCUUGUCCCCGCAAUAAAUGAUUGUAAAUAAUUUAAACGAAAUCUAUAAAGGAUUGUAUGAAUCCGAAUACGUGGCAAGGACUUAAUUUUAAUAUAAAUGGACACAAAAUAAGCGUUUUUUGUCAUGAAAUACUAUCCCAAAAAUGCUUGGAUGAUAACAUUAAAAAUUUUCACUAUUACGCUCCACCACCAAUUUGUAAAGCGAAACUGUUCAAUAUGAAUUAAUACUAUUUAAGAAAGCAAAGUAUGAUAUUAAAAUUUAUAACAUGAAAUUUCUCUAACUAAGUAUGAAACAAUGUGAUAUCGAUAAAACACUACUUUUAAAAUGCAUUUUUUAAUUCUCAAAAUGUUUUAAACUGUUAAAAUUUUGCUGAAAAUUUGUAAUUGCAUCAAAGGAUGUAUAUCGUAAUAUGAUGAUUGCAGAAAGCGGUGCAAAUAAAAGUAUCUCGCUGUAGAUAAGUAUGUAACAAGUAGCUGAGGGCAACAACGAAAUAACAAAUACAAUGAACUUUUAAUUCGAUUAUUAGGUUUUUAUUUCAACUAUUAUUUUUAAAUUUGUUUGCCACAAUAUUAUUAUAAUGUAUUUGUGUAUUUAUUUAUUUGUAUUCAUGUAAACGUAUGCCUAGUAUCUGUAUGUACUAUAAUUAUGCAUGUAUAUUUGCCUCAAGUACAAUACAUAUCAUUUCCUAUAACUGUUUCCCAGCAUCCUCAACAAAUGGAUAUAUGUAUAUUUUGUAUAAGGUUUGUUACACAUUUGUUACAAAUAAGUUAUGCUUAUUUAUUGGUUUGAGUACUUAAAUUCAUUCAUUUCAAAUAUGCAGUUAAUUAUACGUUUUUCAUAUUAAACUUUAUACAGCAGAUUUAAAAAAAAAUAUAGGUAGGUAUAUUCUGUGAAUGUGCUUGUAUUAUUUGUAAAUUCAUAUGCUAAAUCGUACAAGAAUUCCUUUAUACAUUUGAAACAUUUACAUAUUAAUAGUAGAUAUAGAAUAAAAAUUAUGAACUGCAAGCUAUGCAAAUAUCAAAGCUGAAAUCAAAUAUAAUUAAUGAAUUAUUUAACAUUUAAUGCAUACAUACACGUAUGUUAUGAAUGCAUUUUUUAUUCUUAUAUUACAUUGUUUUGUAUUUAUAUGUGUGUAUGCAUUUUUUUUGGCGCUUUUAAUUUUGCCUACUUUCGCGACGAAAAACUACAAUAGCACGCUUCUAUAUACAUAUAUAUAUAUAUACAAUUGUAUAUUUAUUUUAUAUUCGGCCAAAUUAAUAUUCUAU
Molecule: messenger RNA, 2725 nt
Organism: Ceratitis capitata (Mediterranean fruit fly)
Lineage: Eukaryota; Metazoa; Arthropoda; Insecta; Diptera; Tephritidae
Exons: 6
Coding region: 18-1490 (490 amino acids)
Source: RefSeq, a predicted model, not a curated record